This is a messenger RNA of Penicillium olsonii, 1839 nucleotides long. NCBI's taxonomy places the organism in Eukaryota, Fungi, Ascomycota, Eurotiomycetes, Eurotiales, Aspergillaceae. The record is from the annotation of a GenBank genome assembly.
AUGGAUGAACAGAGGAGUCCCUGGACGGCCCCUUUCUAUGCCGUUCCAUCUCGCCAGCUCGUGAGCGUGGAGCAUCCUGCCAUUGUCCGCAAUGUCGACAAGGCCAUUGAAACCUUACAAGGCGACAUAGGAAUCAAAUCCAUACUUGAUCCGGACAAGGAAGAUCCACAGGCCAAUUUGGUGCUGCGGCCUGGAGAUGCCAUGGCUCGACCAGUGCAGUCCACACAUGUGCCAUCAAACAAUGUCCUGCUGAAAGUCACUGUGCCUAAACGGACAGGACGAAAGAGAAAGCUCGGUUCGGACGGUCCAUUUGAAGACGCACCGGAGUCUGGCGCCAAAGACCCACGGCGGCGCACUGCUAAGGAUCUCCUGCGCAGUCUGAGUGAUAACUCGGACAAAUAUCAGAUUGAGCCGGUGGGAGGUAUAGAGCACACUCAUUUGUUCCGAGGAAUGCCUGAUUUCGUCUACUCCACGGCGGCGAGUUCGUUCACGAAUAGGUUCAAAGACCAGAUCCUUUCGUACGACUGUGAGCUACACCAAGUGCCGUACAUAAAAACCCAACUAACAAUACCCAGUCGACAAAAUGAAACAAUUCGACAUCGACAUGAGCAAAGGUGCCCUCAAAAACGCGGACAUUAUCCCACCACCCUCAUUCAGCCACGGCGACGUUCCAUUCCACUACAUAAAAUGACACAGUCCGGCGAACUGGAAACCUUCAACACCUCAACCGCCAACAAAGUCCUCACCCAUCUAGUCCCCUACGACAUCCCCACAGUCCCAGCCAAGCCAAGGGAAGAUCUAGCACCAAUCGAAUCCCUAGACACAAGCAUGAAAGAAACCAUCGCCACCAUCCAAUCCCUCUACGAAAAACACCCCGUCUGGACCCGCCGCGGCAUCCGCAACAACCUCCCCUCAGACGAGCAGCGCACAUGCCUCCGCUACGCCAUCCCAUACAUAGGCUACAUCUUCCGAUCCGGGCCCUGGCGCGACGCAAUCGUCAAACUAGGCGUCGACCCCCGCACCUCCCCAGACUACCGCCACUACCAAACCUUCAUGUUCCGCCUGUACUCCCGGGAAGCAGAGCUGGCGCGGGACGGUGCAGGCGGACGACGGCACAACCUCCCCCGACCCAGCGAGGUGCGUCUCGACAAAGACGAUUCCUCGGCCGUUUCGGAAGGCCACAUUUUCACGGGCAAGUUGCCUUUCUCGCCCGAUGGUCGGAUUUGGAUGGUCGGUGAUAUUCAGGAUCCGCAAUUGCGGGCUACGCUGUAUCCUGAGGAGCAGGGGGAGGAUUUCUUGCGCAAGGAGUGUGAUAUUCUUACGGAUGGCUGGUUCUCGAAUGGAACACUUGCGAAGGCGAAGACGGUUAUGAGGGCUAAGAUUGCGGUUUUGAUGGAGGGGCGGGAGCCGGUUGAUGAGGAUUAUGCGCUUAUUAUGAAGCUUCCGACUCAUGCGCACUCUGAGGAGGAUUUCCCUUCUUUCUCGGUUGAUAUUGAGACGAGUAGUAGCAAGGAGAUUGCGUUGGCUACGGAGGUUAGGUCGGUGAUUCGUGGAUCGCCGUUGUGGAGGACUUUGACGGCCGGUAAAGACAAGGAGAAGAAGGAGAAGGCCAAGAAAGAGAAGGAAAAAGAAAAGAAGAACAAGGGGAAGAAGAAGGACGAGGAGCAAGAGGUUGAAUUUGAUCAAAGCGAAGGCGAGGAAGAAGAGAUGGAACGUCGCGAAAUGAUUGCCGAGCAGGUGGCUGCUGCCGCCGCCGCGAGGGAUGCAGACGAGGCGAAUGGGGAGGGCGAAGGAGAUGGAGAGGAGAGCGACCGCAUGGACGAAGACGAAGAAGAGUAA